AAAAGUUGAAAAAUGAAGAAAAUAGAUUGACUUGUAGAUAUUUCUUUUUCAAUUCAAAUUAAUUACCUAACUUAAAUAGCCAGAUCCAUUUAUAUAUUUCAGUUAAUGUUUCGUUUUUUAGUAUUAACGGCUGUGACGGGUGUCAGUGUUUUGAGAGUAAACUGCACUACCGCAGCCACUGUCGCAAUGGCAAUGAGAGCCGCCGAUUUCGAAGUUUAUGGUAGAGUCCAGGGAGUUUUCUUUCGUAAGUUCACUAAAGAACAAGCCCAGAAACUGGGACUCCGUGGCUGGUGUAAAAAUACUGAUGAAGGAACUGUCUUAGGACACAUGCAGGGGCCACCGGAUAAAAUUGAAACAAUGAUGCAGUGGUUGAAAACGACUGGGAGUCCGAGCAGCAGAAUCGAAAAGGCUGAAUUUAGAAACCAAAAGGAGAUAACUGAGUAUAGCUUUGACAAUUUCAGUAUUGUCAAAGAUUAAUUUUAUUAUCACUAGAGGAUUGUGCAAUCUCCCAAGAUUUAUAUCUGAACCACUAGAACAUAUUCUUCACUAAGUUUGAUUGAUUAAUGUCAAAUUGCUGAGCAAUUUUAAUUUCAAUGGGUUUGUUGCAUUUUGAACCAUCACAUAAAUACAUCUCAUUUUUAAACCUUAUGAAGUAGAUGGAACUAAUAAAAUGCCAUCUUAAGCUGUACAAGCUUUAUCAUGGAAUUGAGAUUGACAUUGUGAAAGGUUUCUAGCCCAUCGCCUAAAAGAAGAAACAUUUAAUUUCACUACUAAUUACUUAAAAGUUAUUUUUGUUUAAUUUUUUCACAAUAUUUAUUAUGAAUUUCUAAAUAUUAAGUUACUGGUGGUUUUGCGUAUAAAUUAGUAGAAACAAUGGUAUAAGUGUACCUGUGUGAUAUUUUUCAGUGUAUUAAAUACCUACGUAUUAUAAUUUAUUCUUUUCUAAUAUAAAAUCUUAAGGUACAU
Messenger RNA from Amyelois transitella, 966 nucleotides. Its product is annotated as acylphosphatase-2. NCBI's taxonomy places the organism in Eukaryota, Metazoa, Arthropoda, Insecta, Lepidoptera, Pyralidae. The transcript is spliced from 3 exons. The coding region runs from base 106 to 477 and encodes 123 amino acids. Gene Ontology annotation, molecular function: acylphosphatase activity. The record is from RefSeq and is a predicted model, not a curated record.